This is a messenger RNA of Chanos chanos (milkfish), 2571 nucleotides long. RefSeq names its product piwi-like protein 1. Gene Ontology annotation, molecular function: protein binding; RNA binding. NCBI's taxonomy places the organism in Eukaryota, Metazoa, Chordata, Actinopteri, Gonorynchiformes, Chanidae. The transcript is spliced from 20 exons. The record is from RefSeq and is a predicted model, not a curated record. The coding region runs from base 1 to 2571 and encodes 856 amino acids.
AUGACCGGACGGGCAAGGGCCAGAUCCAGGAGCCGCGCACGUGGCCAGGAGACUGGGGUCCCUGGGCCGCAACCCUCAUCGUGGCAGGCAGAGAGACCUAUGCAGCCAGUCUCAGAAGGGGAGGUUAUGGGUCGAGGGAGACAGAGGACUGCCCCUGGACCUGCUAUAUCUGAAGCUGUUCUCCAGAUCUCUGCUGGCUUUCAGCAAGCGAAGAUUGGAGAGCGAGGAGGACGAAGGAGAGAUUUCCAUGAUGUAGGAGUCCACACCCGCCAACUCAUGGAGCAUGUGAAAGAGUCCAAGACAGGAAUGUCCGGCUCCCCCAUCGAGCUGAGGGCAAACUUCAUGCGCUUGAUCUCUCGUCCCCAGUGGGCUCUGUAUCAGUACCAUGUGGACUUUAACCCACCCAUGGAGUCCCGCCGCCUGCGAUCUGCUCUGCUCUUCCAGCACGAGGAGACGCUGGGCUCAGCCCGCACCUUCGACGGAGCCCUCCUCUUCCUCCCUAACCGACUACGAAACAUUGAAACAGUGCUGUUCAGUGAAACCAGACAGGGAGAGAAAGUCCGGAUCACAGUUACACUGACCAAUGAGCUGCCACCAUCCUCCCCAGUGUGUGUGCAGUUCUACAACAUCAUCUUCAGAAGAAUCCUGAGGAUGCUCAACAUGCAGCAGAUUGGCCGCCAUUACUACAACCCUGAUGAUCCACUCAACAUACCACAACACAGGUUGACUAUCUGGCCAGGGUUUGUCACUAACCUGCUCCAGUAUGAGUCCAGCCUGAUGCUCUGUAUGGAUGUGAGCCACAAGGUUCUGCGCAGUGAGACGGUUCUCGACUUCAUGGCCAGCCUGCGGCACCAGUAUGGAGACCAGCGCUUCCCUGAAGUCUGCACCAAGGAACUGGUGGGACUCAUCGUCCUUACCAAGUAUAACAAUAAGACUUACAGGAUUGAUGACAUCGCAUGGGACCACACACCCAACAACACCUUCACCAGAGGAGACACAGAGAUUUCCUUCAAAAACUACUACAAAACUCAAUAUGGUCUGGGCAUCAGAGAUGAGCACCAGGUUCUGUUGAUCAGCCAUGUAAAGAAACUGGGCCCUUCAGGAAGACCUCCACCAGGUCCUGCCAUGCUUGUUCCUGAGCUCUGCUACCUCACUGGGCUUACUGAUAAGAUGCGCAAUGACUUCAACAUCAUGAAGGAUUUGGCGUCUCACACCAGACUGUCUCCCGAACAGAGAGAGAACCGACUUAACAGAUUCAUCACAAACAUAAAGAAGAACCAAGGAGCCCAGGCUGAGCUGAACACAUGGGGUCUGAGCUUUGAGAACAAGCUGCUGAAUCUGACAGGAAGAGUUCUGCCUGCAGAGAGGAUCAUACAGGGAGCCAGAACAUUUGAGUAUGACCCCUGGGCAGCUGACUGGUCUAAAGAGAUGAGGGGGAUUCCUGUAAUUAGCGGCCUGCCUCUGCAGAACUGGCUGAUGUUCUUCACGCGCAGGAAUGGCGACGCGGCCCAUUCUCUGCUGCAGACACUCCACAGGGUGGCAGGACCCAUGGGCAUCCGCAUGCAGCGGGCCGUCAUGAUUGAAUAUGAGGACCGUCAAGAGUCUCUCCUAAGAGCGCUACAGCAGAACGUACGACCAGGAACUCAGAUGGUGGUUGUGAUCUUGCCCACCAACCGUAAGGACAAGUACGACUGCGUGAAGAAGUACCUUUGCCUGGACUGCCCGACGCCCAGUCAGUGUGUGGUGUCUCGAACCCUGAGUCGACCCCAGGCCCUCAUGACCGUGGCCACCAAGAUUGCCCUGCAGAUGAACUGCAAGAUGGGUGGGGAGCUGUGGAGUGUUGACAUCCCGCUCAAGCAGCUAAUGAUUGUGGGAAUAGACUGUUACCAUGACACUGCUGCUGGGAGGAGAUCCAUCGGUGCACUGGUUGCCAGUCUCAACUCUAGCAUGACCAGAUGGUUCUCCAGAUGUGUCCUGCAGAACCGUGGUCAAGAGAUCAUUGACGGCCUGAAAGGGGCUUUGCAUGAUGCUCUGAGGGCUUACCUGAAACACAACAACUGCCUUCCGUCUCGUAUCGUCGUGUACCGGGAUGGUGUUGGAGACGGCAUGCUGCAAAGCGUGGUCAACUACGAGGUGCCUCAGAUACAGCAGUCCAUUAAAACCAUGGGCAUGGACUAUUCCCCCAAACUUUCGGUGCUUGUGGUGAAGAAGCGUAUCAGUGCCAGAAUCUUUGCUCUCCUCGAUGGCAAGCCGACCAACCCUCCACCUGGAACCGUCAUUGACACAGAGAUAACCCGACCUGAAUGGUAUGACUUCUACAUUAUUAGUCAGGCAGUGCGGCUGGGCAGCGUCUCCCCUACUCACUACAAUGUGGUGUUCGACAGCAGUGGCCUCAAACCAGAUCACAUGCAAAGACUUACCCACAAACUCUGCCAUUUGUACUACAACUGGCAGGGGAUGAUCCGAGUGCCAGCUCCGUGCCAGUAUGCCCAUAAACUGGCUUUCCUGGUGGGCCAGAGCAUCCACAAGGAGCCGAACCUGAACCUGGAUGAGUUCCUGUACUACUUGUAG